Messenger RNA from Echinops telfairi (small Madagascar hedgehog), 5100 nucleotides. RefSeq names its product zinc finger protein 287 (gene ZNF287). The record is from RefSeq and is a predicted model, not a curated record. Gene Ontology annotation, molecular function: DNA-binding transcription factor activity, RNA polymerase II-specific; RNA polymerase II cis-regulatory region sequence-specific DNA binding. Lineage: Eukaryota; Metazoa; Chordata; Mammalia; Afrosoricida; Tenrecidae. The coding region runs from base 177 to 2477 and encodes 766 amino acids. Gene Ontology annotation, biological process: regulation of transcription by RNA polymerase II. The transcript is spliced from 5 exons.
AAGUUCUGGCUCAGAAUUUGUGGCAAAGGCCUCUACCUCUCCCUUGAUCUGUUGAGCCUCCUGAUUCGGGCUCUCUUGAUUUAAUCUCUUGGUGUCUGUAGCAUGAGACUUCAAGCAGUUGACUCACUCCUGAAGAAAUAAAAGCUAUUGCCAGGCUGAUUUACCUGCCCACAGCAAUGUUCUCCCCAAACAAGAGGAUGACCAAAUCUUUGCGCUCCCAGAUCUUUCUAAUGUGGAAGCCAGACAAGACUCAGAGUAUAGCCCGAAAUAUUGAGAAGGAAGUCAUUGCUUCAAGAUUCGCACGUGGCACUGAGGCGUGUCGACAGAAUUUUAGGAAUUUUCUUUACCCAGAACUAUCUGGUCCUCGAAAGGCAUUGACUCAACUCCGAGAGCUCUGUCGUAAGUGGCUGAGACCUGAGAUUCAUUCAAAGGAACAGAUACUGGAGCAGCUGGUGCUGGAACAAUUCCUGACUAUCCUGCCCGGGGAAGUUAAGACUUGGGUGAAGUCCCAGUACCCUGAGAGCACUGAAGAAGUGGUUACUCUAGUGGAGGAUUUGGCUCAGCUUCUAGAAGAGGAAGCUCCUCAGAACUCUGUCCUUUCCCAAGAGACCCCCGAGGAAGACAAGGCCACUGUUUACCAGUCAGGGUGGCUAAAUGACUUGAAAAUCAACAAGCAAAAGGCUGUUAGCAUCCAAAAAUAUGUUUCUGUGACCUUUACUUUUGACCAGUCUGCUUUUGCUCUGACUGGACCACUUCUGUCUCUUGAACUACUUCAGGAUCCUGAUCGUAAAUGCUUAAAAUUUUCAUUGAAAGUACUGCCGUUGUCGCAGCCGAUCAAGGAGCAACAGUUUUGGCCCCCAUUGCGCAGAAAGUUUGGUGAACUUUAUCAGUCAGAAUCAUGUAAAGUCAAAUGGCAAACUAAAGCCCAAGAGUGUACUCCAGGAGAGGAUGCUUCUGAAGUCAAAACAGAUGUCAUACAGACCAUCAAAUUGGAAGAAUCCUAUGACUACGAUGACAGACUAGAAAGCCAAGCAGCAAAAGUCUUCAGGAAAAUUCCCACAAAUAUGAUUGAUUUUAAUUUAAUGUCACUCCUUUCACAAGGUGAUCUUCCAGUAGAGUGGCUUAGUAACUAUGAUAUAGCUAGAAAUAAUUUUGAAGGGCACUCAAGCCUGAUUUUACAGUUUGAUAACGAAUCAGAUAAUAAAACUUCAAUAUAUAAUGAAGGCAUGGCAACCUUCAACCAUAUUGCAUAUGGUAUUCUACAUAAGAAAAUAUAUCCUGGAGAGAAGCCUUACAAAUGUAAUGUAUGUGGGAAAAAAUUUAGAAAAUACCCAUCCCUCAUAAAACACCAAAGUAGCCACACCAAAGAGAAAUCUUACGAAUGUGAAGAAUGUGGAAAAGCAUUUAGGCAUAUCUCCUCCCUCAUUGCGCAUCAACGAAUGCAUACUGGAGAAAAACCAUAUGAAUGCCAUCAGUGUGGUAAAGCCUUCAGCCAGCGUGCACACCUUACUAUCCAUCAGAGAAUCCACACUGGAGAGAAACCCUACAAGUGUAAUGACUGCGGGAAAGACUUUAGUCAGCGUGCACACCUAACUAUCCAUCAAAGGACACAUACUGGAGAGAGACCAUAUAGAUGCUUGGAAUGCGGUAAAACCUUCAGCCACAGUUCAUCACUAAUUAAUCAUCAAAGAGUUCAUACUGGAGAAAAACCUUACAUAUGUAAUGAAUGCGGGAAAACUUUCAGUCAAAGUACACACCUUCUCCAACAUCAAAAAAUACAUACGGGAAAGAAACCAUAUAAAUGCAAUGAGUGUUGGAAAGUGUUCAGUCAGAGUACUUACCUUAUUCGACAUCAGAGAAUUCAUUCUGGAGAGAAGUGUUACAAAUGUAAUGAAUGUGGAAAAGCCUUUGCUCAUUCCUCAACUCUUAUUCAACACCAAACCACUCACACUGGAGAGAAAGCUUAUAUGUGUAACAUAUGUGGGAAAGCAUUCAGUCAGAGUGCAAACCUCACUCAGCAUCAUAGAACACAUACUGGAGAGAAACCAUAUAAGUGCAGUGUUUGCGGAAAAGCCUUCAGCCAGAGUGUGCACCUGACUCAACAUCAGCGGAUUCAUAAUGGAGAAAAACCCUUUAAAUGCAAUAUAUGUGGGAAAGCAUAUAGACAGGGUGCAAAUCUUACCCAACAUCAAAGAAUUCAUACUGGAGAGAAACCUUAUAAAUGUAAUGAAUGUGGGAAAGCUUUUAUUUAUUCCUCAUCACUUAAUCAACAUCAGAGAACUCAUACUGGGGAAAGACCCUAUAAAUGUAACGAAUGUAACAAAGAUUUCAGCCAGAGAACAUGCCUUAUUCAACAUCAAAGAAUUCACACAGGAGAGAAGCCCUAUGCAUGCCGUAUAUGUGGCAAAACCUUCACCCAGAGUACAAACCUUAUUCAACAUCAACGAGUUCAUACACGUAUAAAACAUCGUAAUUAAUGGAUAGAGGAGGCUUCAUCUUGGUGUUAUAACUUAAUCAUUUAAAUUUUUGUUUGCUCUCUUUGUGUUAAAACAUUAUUCAAAAGAAAUCCAAAAGUGCAAUAUAUGUCAGAUAACACUCAGCAGGAACAUCCAGUUUAGUAACAGAUACAACCUAAUUGUUAUUUAAUGUGGGGAAGAAAAAAAAACCUCGGUAUUUUGAGCUUUAUUUGAUUCCAGUUUAACUUAUUUGAGAAAUAAACCCUAUAGGAAGUAAAUAUAUUUGAAAACGUAUGAUCUUCAAAUCCUACUUUAUUUCAAGUUCUUCUUAAUGAGGCCUUAAAAAUAUAAUUUGGGAUAGCGUCCAACAAUUGACAUUUCACAUAGUAAUCCUGGGAUUAAAAAAGAAAACCGCUUUCAGGUCUUUAUUUCUUUCCAGCUUAAUGCCUUAAAAAAUGUGAAGAGUUCCCUCCUCUGUUUUUGCUAAUGUCGUGUGGAGCUAGCCUAUUUGAAAAUAACAAUAAUUGAAAGUGUCCUGAAGAUUCUAUGUAACCACUGUUUAUACUUUCCUCCAGAUACUGAAAUAGUAAGAGAAACAAUGACAGAUGAUGUGUCAGAAUAGAGAAAUUAAUAUGUAUAUAACCUUCAAAUAUGUACAGAUUUAAACAGGCAAAAAUAAAAUACCCCAACCUUAAGUUAAUUCAAGACGGAUUAGCCUUUGUUUCACUCGAUUUUGACAUCUAAACUGAUCCUGAGGGUAAAAAUAAGCAUGCACCCCCCCAUCGUUUUCACCUGAUUCCUAGUCACACUGGGAACCCUGCGACCUCCGUCCAGCUCGCAUUGAAACACUUGCUCCUUGAGUCCGUGCUGUGCUCACUGAAGCUUCAGUUGCUGAAAGCUGCAACUGAUUGAAGUUUAAAAAAAGUUUUUAAGGAAUAAAAACAAACAUAAGGACAUAAUUUUAACUGCUUUGUCAUGGAAUGAACAUAAAAACCUAAAACGGGUGUCAAAUGCUACCUUGUCCCAAGACACGUAAUGAAAGCUUUGUAAAGAAUAUAUACUUAGUUGUAUACAAAGAAAAACUGAUGGGAAAUAGAUUUGAAUUUACUACAGAAAGUGGAUCAGGGGACAAUUAAACUGAAGAUCUAAAGUGUGUAAAGAAUAUAAAUGUAACGCUUAGCACUGAAUGUAAUUGGGCAUGGUUUGCCUAAGAAAGUGACUAGUUAAAUAAAAAUUCAGCCUCAUAUAAGAAGAAACUAAAAAUGAAGUGAGUGAUUUUUUUUUCCAGGGGUAAUUAGAAGCGUGUUACUCCUUCAACAUGUAAGUAAAAUAGGGUUAUGCUCGAUAGUGGGGAAAAUGAUAUUUCAUUAGAAAAACACAUUGAUACACAAAUUAUCAUUGAUUCAUCAAACAGCAAUUAACUAUGUUUGUGGACCCUAAACAACAUCAGAGAAGGAAAACUAGCAAAUAAAAAUAGGUGUCAAAUAAUCUGUAUUUAAUAUCCACAGUAUUCUGUCAAAAUAUAGACUAUAAGGCCAUAAUUUGGCCGCCAUUUCUCUGCCUUCCGUCUUCACAAUGUCUUCUCAAAAGACUUCCAGGUUCAAGAGAGUCCUGGCCAGGGAACAAAAGCAUCCUCGACCCAUUCCCCAAGGAUUCGAGCAACAAACGUGUAAUAUGGAACAACUCCAAGAGGACAUUGGAGAAGAACCAACUUGGAUCUGUAAGGGAUCUCCCAUGUGCUGGCACACACGGCUUUUACCUAGGUUCUCUACCAUGGUGUUUAUGAUUCCAAAUUGAGAGGUGAACAACUAAUAAUGUUUGGGGAGAAAAAAUUAAUGAAAGCUGAGUUCAUCUUGCCUCAUACUUGUCUUUUGCAUGUAGGAGAUGAUAAAUGUGUUGGUUGAAUUCAUGAAUAAAUAUGUAGAAAUUAGAGAUGAGAAUAAAAUAAAAUUGACAUGAAGUGAAAUUGUAAAAUUAAACAUUUUUCUUUGUGCAUACAUGCAAAGAAAUACUUAUCAAAUAUGAAUCAUUUACUGGAUAAUAGGAACUGCUUAAAAAUUAUGAAGAAUCCGAAGCUCCAAAUCUUAAUGGUGAUAGUUCUGUAAAAAUGAGACACCUUUUGCAUAAGGAAAUUUUCCUGGCCUAGAUAAGGGAAGCUGAUGUAAAAUCUGAUAAGCUGAAUAUCCACGUAAGCAUUUAUUGUCCGUACCGUUUCAUUUAUGCUUAUGUUUAUAGAAACCUUUUGCAAACAUGCUGAAAAUGGGCCUGGGAUACUGUUCGCUUUAAGGCUUUCUUGUUGAGUGUUUUCACCAAGAAGUUGUUGCUUUUCCUUGUCCUUAUGUUGCUUCACUUCAUGGUAUCGUCCUUCAAAAGGUACAAGGUCGUCUCCAGGUUCAUAAUACUCAAAUGAUGUGUAUUCCAUAAUUGUGUUUCAAAGUUAUUUUCAAUAUGCAAGGGUGUUUUUGUGUUUUUUUAAUGCUGCUUCAUGUCUUAAAUUUCUCUCUUGAAGUGUGGAAUACUACAAGUCAUGUUUAUGUUUAUUUGUAUUCUUGCCUUUGUAUUUUAUGUAAAUAAUGCAUUUAUAAAGUCUUCCACUGAUAUAUUAAAGCAGUUGAUAAUCUCAUUAAAUAGUAGAAUAAGAAUG